AUUACAUACAAAUUACAAUAGAUAGAAGUUUAUUGAAUUUAUUUACAUAAUACAAUUACGGUUUAUUGAAUUUAAUGGAAAUAAAGCAAGAAGUUCGUGAAAAUACUUGUAUUAAAGUAGAACUAGAUAAUAAUGAGGCAUGUAAUGUUCCUUUGGAUACUUUCAAAGUUGAAAUUAAAGAGGAAAAGGAAAAAGUUGGUUCUUUAGAUCACAGUAUAUGGCUAAACACUUUAAACUCUGAUUUAGAAUUAAAGGAAUGCCAUGUAAAAAGAGAAAUAGAAGAUGAAUCAUUGACCCAAACAAAGGAAAAAGGUCUCUCCUGUGAAGAUAAACAAACUGAUGCCAUUGAUGUAUUAAAAGAAGAACAUAUAAUUAACCAAAGUUUAAAUCAAACUUGUACUGCCACUGCAAAUAUAAAUGUUGAAGAAAAGCUUUGGACAUGUAAAAUUUGCUUUAAACACUAUACAACACAGGAAAAUUUGAAAAUACAUAUGAAAGAACACAUUGUCAAAAAAAUAUUUACAUGUAAUGUUUGCUGUGAACAAUUUUCAACACAUUAUUUCUUAACAAUUCAUAAGAAAACACACACUGGCGAAAAACCUUUAUCAUGUGAAAUUUGCACCAAACAGUUUAUUUUAAACUCUAGGUUAAAAGAACAUAUGAAAAUACAUACUGGUGAAAAACCUUUUGUGUGUGAAAUUUGCUAUAAUGAGUUUCCACGAAACACUCAACUAACAAAACAUAUGAAAAUACACACUGGAGAAAAACCAUUUACCUGUGAAAUUUGCUAUAGACAGUUUAGAGAAAAAUUUAAAUUAAAAGAACAUAUGAGAUUACACACUGGAGAAAAACCUUUCUCAUGUGAAAUUUGCACUAAACAGUUUCGACGAAACUGUAAACUAAAAGAACAUAUGAAAAUACACAUUGAAGAAAAACAAUUUACAUGUGAAAUUUGCAACAGGCAGUUUCUACAAAACUAUCGAUUAAAUGAACAUAUGAGAUUACACACUUUACAAAAUAUGUCUACAUGUGAAAUUUGCUAUAAACAGUAUCCACGAAACUCUCAACUAACAAAACAUAUGAAAAUACACACUGGCGGAAAGCCUUUUGCAUGUGAAAUUUGCAAUAAACAGUUUACACGAGACUCUCAACUAACAAAACAUAUUGCAAUGCAUACUGGGGAAAAACUAUUUGAAUGUGAAAUUUGUAAUAAACGGUUUCCACGAAACUGUCGACUAAGAAAACAUAUGAAAAUACACACUGGAGAAAAACCAUUUAGAUGUGAUAUUUGCUAUGGACAGUUUACAGAAAAAUUUAAAUUAAAAGAACAUAUGAGGUUACACACUGGAGAAAAACCGUUCACAUGUGAAAUUUGCACAAAACAGUUUCGACAAAAUGCUCGAUUAAAGGAACAUAUGAAAAUUCAUACAGGAGAAAAUAUUUUUACAUGCGAAGUUUGCAAUAAACAAUUUUCACGAAAUUGUCAACUAAACGAACAUAUGAGAAUACACACCGGAGAAAAACCUUUUGCAUGCAAUAUGUGCACAAAAAAGUUUUCACGUUCUUCUUAUUUAAAAUCACACAUGAAAAUACACACCUAGAAAAAAUAGUAUUUAUUUAACUGUAAAAUUUACUCCAAAAUGUUUCCAUAAAAAUCACAAAAAAACUUGCACCAGAGAAAAAACUUUCAUAUCAUUCAAAUCAUAUUGUAUUAUUACAAAGAAAGGGCAAACAAAUGUACUAUGUGAUAGAACAGGACAAAUUUGUAAAGGUUCAUCAGUUUUAAUAUUUGGAGCACAAAAUUGAGAAUUUGUGAUACAUGGAUAUUUACAAAACAAAAUAAGAAGUAAAAUUCUCAGAAAGAAGAAUUCUUAGAUGGAUAAUAUAGGCCAGUUAAGUAUAACACCACAACAAUAUAGAGUGAGAACUAACCAAGAAUUGGAAAAAUUAUAUAACCAGCCAGAUAUAGAAAUAUUUAGAUGGGAAAACCAUGUCAAGAGACAUGAUCAGCAUGUCGUCAAGCUAGUCUUGGCAAAGAAUCUGAAAAUAAACCAAGGAUGCAGUGGGAAGAUAGUUUUACAGCAGAUCUAUGUGCUCUAACUAGUGGAGAAUCCUGGAAAAUAAUGAUACAUUGCUGCAAGUAGAGGCAGAAGUCAAUGAAUCUUAAAAAACCUAUAUCUUGUUAAAUGAUGAAUAAAAAGAAUUAACAG
Molecule: messenger RNA, 2210 nt
Organism: Diabrotica balteata
Lineage: Eukaryota; Metazoa; Arthropoda; Insecta; Coleoptera; Chrysomelidae
Source: the annotation of a GenBank genome assembly